Carassius auratus (goldfish) is the source of this 2350-nucleotide messenger RNA. RefSeq lists its product as uncharacterized. Lineage: Eukaryota; Metazoa; Chordata; Actinopteri; Cypriniformes; Cyprinidae. The coding region runs from base 206 to 1060 and encodes 284 amino acids. The record is from RefSeq and is a predicted model, not a curated record. The transcript has 5 exons.
CUGUGGUCGAAAACUUUGGCUUCAGUUAGGCGGAUUUGCGAGAUUUGAGUUUUUUUAUUAGAUUUCAGCGAGUUCUCACCAAGAAGUCUCAUAUUAUCGAAGACUUUUGGAUAAAUACCAAUGAAAGCUCCGACAUGAAUUUAAGAAGUGUUGUUUCGUAUUUGGCGCACGCUUUCACUUUCACUUAAAGUCGACAUUUUGUUCAAUGAAAUCGGAGUUGGUUUUCAGAAUGAAAUUGAUAAAGGCGAUUCUUGCCUUUUUGGUAGGAUGUUUGCACCUCUUUCCAGUGCCUGGUGUAUCUGGUGAUGAUACAGAUGAAGUGUCUGCGAUGGAGGGAGAUUCAGUCAUUCUACACACUGGUGUUAACAUAAACAAAGAAGAUAGAAUGACAUGGUAUUUUAAUAAAAUUCGUAUAGCUUUUAUCAAUGGAGAUAAGUAUAAAAUCUGUACAGAUGAUCAGUGUCCCCAGAGAUUCAGAGACAGACUGAAGCUGACAGACAGUUCUCUUACGAUCACAAACAUCAACACUUCAGAUGCUGGAGUUUAUAAAGUAGAGAUCACCAGCCGUAACAUCGCAAAGAGCUUCAGUGUUACUCUCCAUGAUGUUUCUGCUGCUGAACGAGAUCAAAUGAAGAGAAAGUCAGUGAAGGAGGGAGAAUCUGUCACUUUAGAUCCUGGAGUAGGAAGAAAAGCAAAUGAUGUGAUCAUGUGGUAUUUUAAUGAGACUCGUAUAGACAUUAAUAGCUGUACAGAUGUUCAUUGUGUCGCUGAAGAGAAAUUCAAAGACAGACUGAAGCUGGAUCAUCAGACUGGAUCUCUGACCAUCAGAGACAUCACAAACACAGACUCUGGAGAAUAUGUUCUAGAGAUAACCAGCAGCAGAAGCGGCAUCAUGAGGAGCUUCAGUGUUGCCGUCAUUAAUUCAGGAUUGUCUUCAGCUGCUGUAGCAAGAAAACAUUAUGGUGCUCUUGUCGGUGUCCUGUUUGCUGCUGCUGCUGCUGUUUUUGUGAUCACAAGCAUCAGAAAAGAAAAAAAUGGUGGAUCAAGUUCCCUGCCCUGACUCUGCUCUGACUCUGCUCUGACUGGAGAAUGGGAUGUCCUCAAAUCAGACUGAUGCUACCAGCGAGAUGUUAGUGUAUGGAUGAAUGAGACAUUUAUAUAGUGCUUUAUUGUGUAUUGCAGUUCACACAAAGUGCUUUACAACCAUAUGGGGAGGUCUCUCCUCACUGAAAAAGAACAACUCCCUUAAGCACUGGCUUUCAGCUAGUAGCCUUUGUCGAUUUAUAAUUUCACAAAAUGGAUAGUAGUAUAAGUAAAAAAGAUAAUUCUACUCAGCUGAGAGUGGUUGAUGCCAUGGCAGUCACAGGACAACAGCGCCAGUGCGCUCACCAUACACCAUCUACACGGAGGAGAGGAGAGAGAGUCAUAGAGUCAAUUCAAUGGAUGGAGGUUAUUAGGAGUUCAUGAUUGACAAGGGCCAGUGGAGAGAAUUUUGCCAGGACACCAGGGUUACACCUCUAAAAAAUACUUUUUACAAGAAGUGUCAUGGGAUUUUUAAUGAAAACAGAGAGUCAGGACCUCGUUUUAAUAUCUCAUCCGAAGGAUGGUGCUUUUUGACAGUAUAGUGUCCCCCUCACUAUACUGGGACAUUAGGACCCACACAGACCACAGGGUGAGCAUCACCUGCUGGCCUCAAUAACACCUCUUCCAGCAGCAACCUUGUUUUCCCAAGUAUCCCUGGCUGCAAUUGAUAAUGAAAAGGGUUAUGCUAGAAUAAUUUGAAUAUUUUGAAUAAUCAAUAAUAUGCCAGGACACAAUUAUUUCCCUGUUACUUAUUUGGUUGAAACUGUUCAGUUAUUUUUGAUAGAGGAACAAGUUGGCAUUUAUAGAUAUCUAUUUGGUGAAGCAUUAAUUAACUGACAAUCUAGCACUGGCAUAUAAUGCAUGUAAUUGACAAUGGAUUACUGACACAUGAAACAGCAGUCUGGGUCCUCGGUGCUAUCAUAAAAUCCCCUGAAGGAAUUCCCAUUUCCAUACUAACCAAAGCAGGAUUUGAAACAGUGAGUAUAAUAAAAGAUGACAGUUUCAAAGACCUGCAAACAGAAACAAGUACAGACCAUGAGUUUUAACAUCAAAUAUUAUAUUAUUCUAGUGCAGUGGUUUGCAACAUUUUGUCUUUGACCAUUGCCAUACUUGAAGCACAAUUAAGCUAACUCAUAUUAAAUGAUGGCCUGAUUAUUACACGGUUUCUGAAGGUAUAAUCAAAUCUGAUUUAAUGUUUUGUUUUAAUUCAUGUCAUACACUACCCAUAAAAUACACACACACACACACACACACACACACACACACA